UUCCACACGACAAACGUCUUUCAAGAUGAAGCUACUUCUUCCUUUGACUUUGGCAGUGAUUGCCAUUUGCUGCAUGUCCUUUAUUGAGUGCGCCUCGUCGGGCGACACAGCAACCAAAACUGGGACAGGCACUGGAACUGGAACUGGUACCGGCACCGGCACCGGCACCGGAACAGCCACCACAUCGACAACUGUUGCUCCAACAACCACCUCUACCACGACCGCAGAAGCGACCGUGCACCACAGAAGGAUACAUCGGCGCAGGCGUCGCAACCUAAGGAGACUCCGACACAGGCGCGCAGAGGCCGAGCGAAGACGCCGAUUGGGCUAGUCGGUAAAAAGUUUACCUUACAUUUUUCAAAGCCUGCAGACAUGUAAAUCCACGCUUUUCCGAAAUAAAGUUUCUUU
Molecule: messenger RNA, 408 nt
Organism: Drosophila melanogaster (fruit fly)
Lineage: Eukaryota; Metazoa; Arthropoda; Insecta; Diptera; Drosophilidae
Exons: 1
Coding region: 26-331 (101 amino acids)
Source: RefSeq, marked reviewed